AUUCCCACGGAUCCCAUCGAAGGGAAAGGGCUGCUGCGCUCACUGGGGUGCCACGGGGACCCCCUGCUAUCCCCGGGGGAUCCUCAGCAUCCUUUCCCAGCGUGGGUUUGCUGCGGGGCAAAGGACUCGAGGUGGUGGUGCUUGCAACCCCGCUGCGUGUCCGGACCCCGCCGCGGUGAGCAGCAGGAUCCUUCCCUCGCCGGCCGCUGGCUGCCCUCGCAGCUGCAUCCUCCUCUCCAAACCCCGCUGGCUUGGCCCUGCCGUGCCGUGUCGUGCCACGAGCCGCCGGCCUCGCCGCCAAGGCGGCACCGAUUUCCUGCCUCGCACAAGGCCCCGGGGCCGGCGGGGUGACCUCGCCUGCCCCGGCCCACCGGCUGCACCACCGCGGCCGGCAGCGGGUGCCUGGGACCCCCUCGUCCCCGGGGGGGCUCGGCCGGGGAGGAAGCCGCCAGCCUUGGCCGUGUUAGCAAGAGGAAGCGGCGGUGGCUGCCGGCACCCUGUGACAGCACGGGGACGUGGGUCCCCUCCCCGGAAGGAAGGCGCUGACGAUCUCCAUCGGCCCCGUGCUUGGGACCCUCGGGGUGCGGGACUGGGGACCGAGCCGCCCGCUGCCAUGCCGGUGACCGUGACCCUGGCCGGCCCGGCCCCUUGGGGCUUCCGCAUCACCGGAGGAAGAGACUUUGGGAAACCCAUCACCGUGUCCAAGGUGAUGGAGCGUGGGAAGGCGGCUGCGGGCGACCUCCGGCUGGGGGACGUCAUCGUUGCCAUCAAUGGGGAGAGCGCGGCCGAGAUGCUCAAUGUGGAGGCGCAGAAUAAGAUCAAGCAGAGCCCCGGGCAGCUCCAGCUGCAGGUGGAGAGGUCCCCGAUGCCAACUCCCAGCCACACCAACGGGGACACCUCACUGGAGAGGCUGGCCACACACUUCCAGGAUGUGCUGCAGAUGCAGGAGGAGAGCCGGGGUGCCCUGAGAGCCUCCUACUCCAGCCCCGCAUCCCUCAGCCCCACGCCCGGCAGCAGCAGCUCGCAGCUUCUGGAGGAGGAAUUCGCUCGUCCCAGCCUCCGCCAGGAGCGAGGAAGCCUGAGUCAGCAGAACAGCUCCCCGGGGUCCGUCCUGCCUCCACCCCCCCGCCCACCCUCACCGGGUCUCGGGGCCCCCCCAGGCCCCUGGGAGACGUGCAGAGAGUGGCGCCGCUCUUCGCCCUCUCCCAGCCCGUGCAACAGCCUGGGCUCGGAACCGGCCAUGCGGCGCUUGGAGGAGGAUUCGGAGGUCUACAAGAUGCUGCAGGAGAACCGGGAGCUGCGGGCGGCCCCGCGGCAGUCCAGCACCUUCCGUCUGCUCCAGGAGGCUCUGGAGGAUGAGGGUGGAGCCGGCCCUGCAGCCCCGUUCCCAAGCCGGCUCUCGCCCAGCACCCGCAAGCCCGUGGCCGGUGUCCAGAAGCUGCACGUCUGCGAGAAGUGUGGCAGCACCAUCGCGACACAGGCAGUGAGGAUCCAGGACGGCCGUUACCGGCACCCGUCCUGCUACACCUGCGCCGACUGCGGCCUCAACCUGAAGAUGCGGGGUCACUUCUGGGUGGGCGACGAGCUCUAUUGCGAGAAGCACGCCCGCCUGCGCUACCAGGGUGCCCCGGGGGGGCCUGCUGCCCCCCCCGUUUCUCCCCACUCCUGAGCCCAAGGCACAGUGUGGAGGGGAGCUCACUGCCUGCAUCCCACCGUGUCCCGGGGAGCGGCGCGUACCCCAUCCCCCUGGGAUGCCCUGCGAGCCCCGCUGCUUUGGUAGGAUCGGGGUCUGCGGUGGGGGGUUGUCGAGGUGGGGGCUGAGGGCAUCACCAGGUUGCGGAUGGCCAUGGGGGGGUGAAUGCGCUGCAGCUGCCGGCCUUCGCCCUUGCUGUGUCAGUGUGUGUGUGAUGAGCUGGGUCGGUUCUCAGCCUGGGCUGCAGCAGCUGCACAUGCCCAGGGACACAGUGGGGACAUGGGGGGGGGGGGGCACAGGGACGCUUGAGCACUUAGGUACCAGAGAGGAGGCUGGCGCUG
This is a messenger RNA of Grus americana (Whooping crane), 2034 nucleotides long. RefSeq names its product PDZ and LIM domain 2 (gene PDLIM2). Bases 614 to 1669 code for a protein of 351 amino acids. Gene Ontology annotation, cellular component: Z disc; stress fiber; adherens junction. The transcript is spliced from 10 exons. The record is from RefSeq and is a predicted model, not a curated record. Gene Ontology annotation, molecular function: muscle alpha-actinin binding; actin binding. Gene Ontology annotation, biological process: heart development; actin cytoskeleton organization; muscle structure development. NCBI's taxonomy places the organism in Eukaryota, Metazoa, Chordata, Aves, Gruiformes, Gruidae.